This is a messenger RNA of Drosophila suzukii, 1103 nucleotides long. RefSeq names its product mpv17-like protein 2. Lineage: Eukaryota; Metazoa; Arthropoda; Insecta; Diptera; Drosophilidae. Gene Ontology annotation, biological process: cellular response to reactive oxygen species; mitochondrial ribosome assembly. Gene Ontology annotation, cellular component: cytoplasm; membrane; mitochondrion. The record is from RefSeq and is a predicted model, not a curated record.
CGUGAUAGUUGUUAUUGUUGUUGUUGCUGUUGCGUGUGUCCGAAUUGCCUUUCAAAAGUCAAAUCAAAAUAACAAAAUUCGAAAAACCAUGUGUAUACCUUUAUAAACUCACCCCAGGACCCGAAAAGUACAUCCCGUUUUUGGACACCGCUGACAUUAUGGCUGGCCCGCCGGCGAAGGGCAUGUAAAUAUUGAAAAACCACCGGAACGAAGAGAAGAACACAACACAACCCCCUAGAAGAUUGAGAAAUCCCCAGCCGGACAGCAAUGCAAUCCCUGCGCAGCUGCCCGGCCCGUGGCCUUAUCCUCUCCAGGGCCAUUCGCGAUCAGCGCAGCCUGCGGAUGAGUUGGCCACGGAAAAGCGGCACAGCCGGAGGAGCCGGUGGAGCAGCACCCAGUGGCGGGACCACCACCACCACCACCGUUGGCCUUGGAGCGCUCCAGAAGCUGCGGGAAUGGCAUGCGAACGCCUUCAGCAGCCGUUUCCUGCUCUUCACCAACGUGGGCAUCUCCCUGACUCUCAGCUGUGUGGGCGACAUCCUCGAACAGCAUCUGGAGAUCUAUUGCGGCGAAAUCGAACGCUUCGAGUCCACCCGGACCGCCCACAUGGCAACCAGCGGUGUGACGGUCGGCGUGAUCUGUCACUAUUGGUACAAGAUGCUGGACAAACGACUACCCGGUCGCAGUAUGCGCGUGGUGGCGAAGAAGAUCGUGCUCGACCAGCUGAUCUGCUCGCCCAUCUACAUUACGGCCUUCUUCGUCACCCUGGGCCUGCUGGAGCGGAAGGACAAGCACGAAGUGUGGGAGGAGAUCAAGGAGAAGGCCUGGAAGCUGUACGCUGCCGAAUGGACGGUGUGGCCGGUGGCGCAGUUUGUGAACUUCUAUUGGAUCCCCACCCAUUACCGCAUCUUCUACGACAACAUCAUCAGUCUGGGCUACGACGUGCUGACCUCGAAGGUCAAGCACAAACAGUCGCAUUCGCACCUCAAGAAGGUUCCCUAACCCUGCGCCAGCCUCUGCCUCUCCUCCUUUCCUUGUAACUAUUUAUUAUCAAAGCGAAAACCUUGUAAAUACAGACGAGACCGUGUACAGAGACCAAGCAA